This is a messenger RNA of Pocillopora verrucosa, 889 nucleotides long. The record is from RefSeq and is a predicted model, not a curated record. Lineage: Eukaryota; Metazoa; Cnidaria; Anthozoa; Scleractinia; Pocilloporidae.
AAUAAUGUAGGGAGAAAUCAUAUGCUAGUCAGCUCUCAGUGGUUGAAGGGUUAAGUCAUGAUUGGGUUAAGUAUAGCAUCUGACUGGGUGAGAGAUUGAUGUGAGUUUGUUGGACCACUCAUACAGCAAAGUGAAGCGAUACCAAUGCACUGGAUACUAAGUUGAAAAUUUCCUUAUCUUGCAGGACACCUUAAGUUACAAUUCAAAAGCGUGGUCUUCCAGAUCUUCAGUUCCUCCCAAAAAUGGAGUCACAGGAUUGGAUCACUUGGAGACUGUGUUACCAACCUACUGGAGCACAUCCUUUGCAGUUCCCCUUAUUCCAGAAUCGGAUAUGGCAGAGGAGGAUCAGGAUAUGAAAAUGCAUGAGGAAAAAGAGCUUUGUAGAGGGUAGACAAUGAAGACAAAAAUAUCAAGGAAACCUUCAGUUACCUUCAGGUCUUCAGUCUCUCAAAAAUGGAGUCACCAGAUUGGAUCACUUGGAGACCCUGUUUCCAACCUACUGAAGCACUUCCUUCACCAAGAUAUGCCAUGGCAUGAAGGGUUCAAUUCACAUGUAGCAGGUAAUGGAUUCAGCAGGGUACAAAUAAGUGUCAUUGGCAAUGAACAAGAUGAUUGCAAUUCCCCAGAUUCCAGAAUCGGAUCUGGUGAAGGAGGAUCAGGAUACGAAAAUGUGUGUGGAUACAGAGCUUUGUGGAGUGCAGACAACAGAGACAAAAAUAUCAAGAAAUUUGGUUACAUCUUCAUUCAAUAAAGACACUGAACCACUCUACUCAAGGAAAAAGCUGCAUGCAACAUAAAGCAAUGAUCAUGCUUUAAUUUCAGUAUUGGAAUUUUGAAAUGUGAAUUUUGGCUUUAGCUAUUAAAAUGAAAGGAAAAUAAAAGUGUGUUA